Laetiporus sulphureus 93-53 is the source of this 1587-nucleotide messenger RNA. RefSeq names its product WD40 repeat-like protein. Gene Ontology annotation, molecular function: protein binding. The transcript is spliced from 2 exons. The coding region runs from base 200 to 1471 and encodes 423 amino acids. NCBI's taxonomy places the organism in Eukaryota, Fungi, Basidiomycota, Agaricomycetes, Polyporales, Laetiporaceae. The record is from RefSeq and is a predicted model, not a curated record.
UUUCUGUCUUAUGUGGCAUUCUCAUCCGUGGCCAUAAUGGAAGUGGACAAAGGGAGCACCUCGCGUCGUGUGUUUGUAUAAAGACCAGGCCUUUUGCGGUUCACCACGAGCAACACCCUCGAACUGCAUUUCCAUCCGAAGGACGACAUCUCCUUCUCAUAUAUCGUCAGCACUCCCAAGCUCCCCCCGGCUUCGAGUUAUGCAGCCAAUGAUAGAAGUCACUGAAGAAGGAUGUGUCCAGAGGACGUCAAAUGAUACUCACCCGGUUUCCGAAAGCGCCAUUGCAAACGCUCACGAAGAGAACUCUGAUAGAAUUCAAGUCCCCCCAGACAGCGACAGGGCCCUCAAUGACCCUUCGGAGGAUACGACGAGAGGCGAUCGCAAUGAGAGGACAGAGUCGAUGGUUCCCGCUCCGGUCGUCCGCCAUAUCCAAGGAACUAGACUGCAAGCUCCGCCCGACGCCAACUUCUUCUCUCUUGCUUCCCUGGCGGUCUCCCCUGACGGGAGAUACGUCGCAGUAGGCUCCGAACAAGGCUUCGUCUUCGUGUGGUAUGCCGUCACCCGGGAGCUAAUGUAUCGCUUCGGGGAUCACAUUAAUCCCGUCUACGCUCUGGAGUUCUCACCAGACAGCUCGGUUUUGGCGUCCAGUUCACGCGGAUGGAUUGUUGUUCUGUUCGAUGUUGCCAGAGGGACAACAAAGCUGGCUGUUCAUUCGAGCGAUGAAGUUUCGUUCCAUUUCUUCGCGUGGACCAGUGAUGGGCGCACACUCGCAUCGGCCUCAAUGCGAUCCAUGAUUUGCCUCUGGGACAUCGAUGCCGACCCACCGUGUAUGCGUGCACAAUGCAAAGGCUGUUUCGCUGCAACCAUGGGGAUAGCCUUCUCACCUGACAACUCAAAGCUUAUGAGCACCUGCGCAGAUGUGUCCGUAUAUAUGUGGGACACUCAGAGCGGGACCUUGCUCAGCAAAUCCAGCGAUCCAGAUUAUGAUGGCAUCAUUUUAGUGGCUGCUUUCUCUCCCGAUGGACGGCGUGUCCUGACGGGCGAUGGUGGUGGCGAUGCUCGUAUUUGGAGCGUCGACACUGGCGAGGUGCUGACAACCAUCCCGCAACUCCCCAUCGAAGUGUCGGCGGUGACGUGGUCUCCAGAUGGGAAGCGAGCAAUGAGCGCAUGCAACGAGGGUGUCGUGAACACCAGCUACCCAGACGAAGAUGGACGCGUGGAUUCAGUGCAUUUGGACGGCGUGGAUCGCUGGCCAGUUUUCUCGAGCGACGGGAAGUUUAUCACGACAUGCGGAACGGACGGCGACAUGAGGAUCUGGAGGGUCGACGAUGGGGCACUAAUGGCAAUUCUACAUGGACAAAGCCGACCUCCUCUAUUCAUAAAAUGGUCUCCUGAUGGCUCGAUCAUCGUUACGGGCGAGCUCGACGGCUUAGUGAUGCUGUGGGAUGUAUCGGAGGUAGAUGAUGCCUGACCACAGUAUUGUGAUAUGAGGGACGUGGAUAAGAAAUAUAAGAUGGCGGGAAGCGUGCGUAGUCAUUGCUAUACGUAUUCAGGUAGCCGGCGGAACGUUCGUAAUACUAUGAAAAC